AUGGAGAUGAUCAAAACAGGAGAUCUUUACCUUUGGAUAUUCAUCCUCCAGAUCUUCAUAGACACUUCACAAUCAAACCCAAUAGUUGAAGGUAGUCAGAGUUAUAGAUCGUGUUCCUCUAACCGGUUCCUGACAUUUACAAGUGCCUCGUAUUACUACGGAAGCUGUACCUGGAACGCUAAGAAUGCAUUAAACAGUAACUGUAACUAUCCUACGUCCUGUACAAUCCAUGCUUCUAACACCUGGCUAGGACAUGACCCCUGUGUAGGAUAUGUCAAAUACCUCACCUGGACGGAAACAUGCACAGAUAUCUGGACCACGUGGACUUCUUGGAGUUGUCCCAGCACCUGUACCACACAGACACUGACCAGAAGCAGGUCAUGUAACAGACCUAGUGGAUGUUCCGGGUCCACAAGCCAAUCUAGUAGUUGUCUGUCUGUAGGAUGUCCCCGACAUGGUGAAUGGGGAUCGUGGGACACGUGGAAUUCCUGUACUGUUACGUGCGGUGGGGGUACUAAAAUACGGUCAAGAGAGUGUAACAACCCCUCCCCCUUAAACAGUGGUAACAACUGCGGAUAUCCCGGCCCAUACACAAGCACAGAGACUAUCAGCUGUAAUACCUUAGACUGCUUCCGUUGUGGAAACAGGGAUUACGUUUACUCUCUAUCAACGACUUUGUCAACGGAUUCUACUCAAAGGCAAAUUAUUUUGCUGGAAGACGCCUCCCUUCGCAUGUCUUGUUGUGGAGUUAUAAAGAAGUGGACUUUCCAUGCCGGAAAAUCAGGUGAAAUCAAAUUCCAGGUGUGGAGAAAAUCUGGAACCACUUACACAUUGGUAGGACAAAAUAGCUACACAGUACCAGCUGGUGCCACUGGUGUAACACACACUUAUCAGGUGCCAGAGUUCGACAGAAUAAUAACACAAAGCGGCGAUCUUAUUGGAUGGUUCUGUCUCUCCGACCCGGUGGUAUCCUACUCCGCUGGCAGUGCAAUGUAUCCAGAUAACAUCAGAAUUGGGACGUUAACGGCUGGUCUGACGGUGUACGAGGGGGAUACGUAUCCAUGGUCAUCAGUGACCUACACUAAUGAUAUCUCAUACGCCGUGAAAGUUUCCACAGCAGACAGUGGUUCUCCGUACUUUGUUAACAUGGGACUGACUGCCACGGUGUUUGAUAAUACAGCUAUAGGAAGUCGGGUGUACACUGUCAGGGUAUGGGACCCCGAUAGACGGGAGGAUCUCAUCGUAACUCCAACUACCUCAACCACUUACCUCAACUAUAAAAACGGUUACAUUGUGACUGGGUCGGCGUUGUCAGUCGGGACUUACUCGCUGUCACUCAGUGUGACAGAUACUUGUCAGAACGCGGCAGUAGCCACAGCAACCAUUCAAGUCGUAAACACAGUAAGGGUGCCAUAUUAA
Messenger RNA from Saccostrea echinata, 1419 nucleotides. RefSeq lists its product as uncharacterized. The record is from RefSeq and is a predicted model, not a curated record. Lineage: Eukaryota; Metazoa; Mollusca; Bivalvia; Ostreida; Ostreidae. The coding region runs from base 1 to 1419 and encodes 472 amino acids. Gene Ontology annotation, molecular function: calcium ion binding. Gene Ontology annotation, cellular component: membrane. The transcript has 10 exons.